UGGCAGCAUACAAUGUAACUAACUACUGAUGCCAUUUUUGAAUGCCUCCCAAUCAUAGGAACCAACAUCAUCCUCUCCCCUUACCCUACAUUUUUGGUCCUAUACAUUAAAAAAAUCAUAUUUUUGUACAAAAAAUAAAAGAAAAGGGGGUGUUCUAUCUACUUGUGUACACACAGAAAGAGAAAAAAAAUAAUUUUUUUAAGAUAGAAAUCAUCAAGAAUUGGGAUUUUGUAAUGGAAAUGAAAUGACAUCCAUCAUUCAUUUUCAUGUGCUCUUCUUCUCUUCAAUCCCCAUAUAAACAUAUUGUGUUAUUCAUUCAUCUUUUCUUCUUGAAAUCUUUAUUAUUAUUACCUUAGCUUUCUAGGGUUUAGAGAAAAGGGGAGAAAGAAACUUAAAGCUCUCACCUUUAUACAUAUUUAUAAAAAUAUAUACAUAAUGGUGUCUCUCCUUUUCUUAUUUUAGUUUUUUUUUUUUUUUUUUUUUUGCAUGUAUAAGGAAUCAUUUGCUUUUGGGUGUCUUUGACAUAUGGAAUUGCUUUAUCAGAACAAAGAAAAAGAAAGAAAGAGAGAAUAUAUAAAGAGGAUAUGAGCUGAUGUUUAAUGGGUUCUUUAUGUUUCUGCUGUUGUUCAAUGGUCUUGCUUUCACCCCUUUCAUAGUUUGUUGUGAAAAAAUUCAAUCUUUUUUAAGAUAUAGGAAGAAUAUAUGUGUAUUGUUUGAAAGAGGUUUGUGGGGGUGGUGAAAGAUUAGGUUUUUUUCUUGUUUGAGGGUGAAAUGUUGGCAUUGGUAGGGGGAGAAGGUGAAAUGGAGCAAGAAUUUGAUGCAAAGUUAAAGAUUCAGAACAAUUCAGCUAAUACUCAGAGAUCUAAGAGCUUUGCUUUUAGAGCACCACAGGAGAAUUUUACAAUUCAAGAUUUUGAAUUGGGGAAGAUCUAUGGAGUUGGUUCUUAUUCCAAGGUUGUCAGAGCAAAAAAGAAAGAUACUGCGAAUGUUUAUGCCUUGAAGAUCAUGGACAAGAAGUUCAUCACUAAGGAAAAUAAGACUGCUUAUGUGAAACUAGAGCGUAUUGUACUCGAUCAGUUAGAUCAUCCUGGUGUUGUCCGACUAUUUUUCACCUUUCAAGACACUUUUUCACUGUACAUGGCGCUUGAAUCUUGUGAAGGUGGAGAGCUUUUUGAUCAAAUAACAAGGAAAGGCCGUUUGUCUGAAGAUGAGGCGUGCUUUUAUGCAGCUGAAGUUGUAGAUGCUCUUGAAUAUAUACAUAGUAUGGGAUUGAUUCAUCGAGACAUUAAGCCAGAGAACCUGCUUCUUACUUCAGAUGGACAUAUUAAAAUUGCAGACUUUGGCAGUGUAAAGCCAAUGCAGGAUAGCAGAAUAACAGUCCUUCCAAAUGCUGCAUCAGAUGACAAAGCCUGUACUUUUGUGGGAACAGCCGCUUAUGUCCCUCCUGAAGUUUUAAAUUCUUCUCCUGCGACUUUUGGAAAUGAUCUUUGGGCACUUGGCUGCACAUUGUAUCAAAUGCUUUCAGGAACUUCUCCGUUUAAAGAUGCCAGUGAAUGGCUCAUCUUCCAGAGAAUCAUUGCCAGAGAUAUUAGAUUCCCAAAUUAUUUUUCAAAUGAAGCCAGAGAUAUUAUUGAUCAGCUGCUGGAUAUUGAUCCUAGCAGAAGACCUGGUGCUGGACCUGAUGGUUAUGCUUCCUUGAAAAAUCAUCCUUUCUUUAGUGGGAUCGAUUGGGAGAAUUUGAGGUCGCAGACCCCUCCAAGGCUUGCCAUGGAGCCAAAAGCCCCGUCAACUCAUAGCAGUGGUGAUGAGCAAGAUCCUUCAUGGAAUCCAUCACACAUUGGAGAUGGUUCAGUUAGACCUAACGAUGGAAACGGUGCUGCUGCAUCAAUUUCUGAAGCUGGUAGCAGUAUCACCAGGCUCGCAUCAAUCGACUCCUUUGACUCAAAAUGGAAGCAAUUUUUGGAUCCUGGUGAAUCCGUCCUCAUGAUCUCGAUGGUGAAAAAGUUACAGAAACUCACAAGCAAGAAAGUUCAGCUAAUCCUAACAAAUAAACCAAAGUUGAUUUAUGUAGAUCCCUCAAAGUUGGUAAUCAAAGGAAACAUUAUAUGGUCCGACAAUCCUAAUGAUCUUAGCAUUCAAGUCACAAGCCCUUCACAGUUUAAGAUUUGUACACCAAAGAAAGUUAUGUCAUUUGAGGAUGCCAAAAACCGAGCACAACAGUGGAAAAAGGCGAUUGAAGCUCUCCAGAACCGGUGAUUCUGGUCUUUUUGUUGUUUUGACUACACAUUCUUUGCAGAUCGAACGGGGUUCCAGAAACAGUUGGAUGCUCCUAAAGAACUUCUUAUCAACACCACUCAAUUUUACAGCUUUACUCUCUCUAGUAGAAAUUUUCACUACACUUGUUAUCCUUGGAUGAAAGUUCACUACUGUUUACACAGUCACAUUUGUAUGUUUACAGACCUGUAAAGCCACAAAAGUUUUAAUUGAAAGAACUUGAUGAGCUGAUUUUAUCAGCUAUUUUGCU
This is a messenger RNA of Solanum stenotomum, 2524 nucleotides long. Its product is annotated as 3-phosphoinositide-dependent protein kinase 2. The record is from RefSeq and is a predicted model, not a curated record. NCBI's taxonomy places the organism in Eukaryota, Viridiplantae, Streptophyta, Magnoliopsida, Solanales, Solanaceae. Gene Ontology annotation, biological process: peptidyl-serine phosphorylation; intracellular signal transduction. Gene Ontology annotation, molecular function: protein serine/threonine kinase activity; ATP binding. Bases 772 to 2256 code for a protein of 494 amino acids. The transcript has 11 exons.